AUGCAUACGCUUCAGGUCGUCACCGGUCUCCGCCACCGCGACCCCCCGCGCGGACCCAACGCGCGCGCACCUCUCUCCGCCAGCAGAAUCGGAGCCGCUGGCGGCGCUGCGGGCAGCGCGGGGGCGGGUGCUGGGGGGGUGACCGGCGGGGGAGCGGGGGCGGGGCUGGGGAGAACGAGGCUGGUGGGGGAGGUUUCGGGGGGGGCGGCGGUGGUUCCUGGCGCGGACGGGCCCAGGGGGCACUCCGCGCGCGCAGCGCUGGAAGAGGCGGGAAUGCGGUCAGGCCUUCUGGUGAAAUUCAAGUUUGAAACGCUGUGCCGCGCAGCGGAUCUGCUUAUAACGGAGCUGACGGCGGGGUUGGGCGAGGACAGCAGUAGCUUCAUGCUGGGAGGGCCGAUUAAUCUGCACAAGGUGGUGUAUAGCGCGGAGGUGGCGGACGGUGUGCGGGUGGUUGCGGCGCCCGUGGGGGCCACGGGCACGGAUAUUGCCGAGUCCAUGAACCCUCUCAAGAACCAAGGCCUGACUCGCUUCGCCUCGAAUGGCAUUCCCCUGCAUCAGCGCGCCAAGGGCACGGCUCUCGGCCUCUCCCUAGCCAGCUCCUCCGCCUCUUUCUCGAUAGCCCAGUUCCUGCAUGGAUGGGGAGUCACUCCUGACGCUGCAGAGGGUGGCGAUGCUAGCGCAGGUCUCUGCUCAUCUUCUAUGGUUCAACUCGCGCUUCAGCCUCAGGAUAAUGUGCUCCUCUCCUUCUCGGCUCUCCGGCGGGUGUGGCCUGCUCCCCCGCUCCCGUCUGCUCCUGGCCUGCAUUGGUCCGAGCUCGGCCCGAUGGUGCUCCCGAGGCUGCUGCCGUGGUUCGGCGGGAGGUCCGGCGGCGUGGUUGUGGGGAAGGAGGAUCCUACCCGGGCUGCUCCGGCGGGAGUGGAUGAGUAUUCUGGGAGUGAAGGGAGGGAGCUGUGGCUGCCACCGCCAAUGGAUCCUACUAUUGUUCAAUCAGUGGCAGUGGCAGGGGCUGUGAGGCUGAAUGCGAGGACGACUAUUGCUGCAUGGGCACAGGCGGAAGGUGGGGAGUGGGUUCCUGAGGAGGCUCAGAAGCGAUUGCAGUGGUCUCUUUCCCUGCUGCGGCAAGGGAAGGGCGAGGCCGGGGAGGAGGAGGAGGUAGAGGAGGAGAGCGGGGAGGCUGGAGAGGAGGAGGAGAAGCAGGAGGUGCGACGGGGGGGAGCAGCAGCAGCAGCAGCAACAGCAGCGCCGGUGUCAGGAACUGGGAGUGGAGAUGCGAGCGGGGAGCCAAAGAAGCAGACAACAAAGAAGAAUAAGAAGGCAGGCUGGGGCGUGUGGAAAACGCUAGACAAGGCCGGAUACGGCCUGUGCUUGGGGAUCAUGCAACCAGACGCGGUUACAGCAGCAGCAGGGCCAAGCUCGAGCGGCAGCGGUAGCGGCGGCAUGGGAGCGGUAGCAGGCGGAGGAGGAGGGGGUGGGGAGGGGAACGGGGGAAUGGGGCAUGGAGGGUUGCUACCUGGGCAGCUUCAGGCAGAGGCGUUUGCGAGGGUGACGUGUGGGCAGGGAGUGGUGCUGCAGCCGGGGAUAGUCGUUGCGAUGAAUGAGCACUCAGGGUGCCACCCGGCCCUCAUGCUCCGCACCUCGUGGUCUCUCUGA
This is a messenger RNA of Closterium sp. NIES-65, 1650 nucleotides long. The record is from the annotation of a GenBank genome assembly. Lineage: Eukaryota; Viridiplantae; Streptophyta; Zygnematophyceae; Desmidiales; Closteriaceae.